AUGGCUCUCCUUCCCUCCUGGGCCUGGGUACUGGCUGGCUGCCUUUCUGCUGCAGCAGGAGCUUCUGAUCUCUCUGGCCUGUAUCCUCCGCUCUGGGAGGAGAGUCCCGGGCAGUUCAGUGACUACAGGGUGGAGAAUGGGAAGUACAUUAUUGACCCCUGGAUAUUCACUGAGAGAAUGGGGGCAUAUAGAAUCCUACUGAACCAGACAGCCCCAUAUUUUGAAAAAUAUGCUCCAGAAAAUGAACAAAAUAUCUUGUGGGGUUUACCUCUACAGCAUGGCUGGCAAUACAGUUCUGGAAGAUUAGUUGAUCCCACUGGAAGGACAGACUGUGGCUAUGAAUCUAGAGACCACCUGUGCAUCUCUGUGGACAGUUGGUGGGCUGAUAUAAAUUAUUUUCUGAGUAUGCUGCCUUUCCUUGCUGCGGUUGAUUCUGGCAUAAUGGGGAUCUCGUCAGAGCAAAUCACACUUUUGCCCCCACCUAAAGACCAGACGAAGUUUUGUUAUGAUGUUGCUGGCUGCUGGUCAACCUUCCCUGACAUAAUGGAGAAAUGGACUGCCUUCUUUCAGUACAUGCAGUCACCUUCUAGUGACUUUGAUGGUCUCCUGAAUCACCUAUGGGUUGCACAUACUUCAUCUUUGAAAUACCCUGUCACCAUCUUUGAAGAUAGAUAUGCCUAUUAUGUUAACCCAGAAGCAGAUUUUGAGAAGAAUUGGGCUGUUGCUGUCAAUUACUUAGCUGCAGCCCAACUUCCUACAACCCUGACUCGAUCGCACAGUUUGCAGAAAGGCCUGGCAUCACGAAUGCUGCUGAGCACUGACAAAGCCCCUUUCAUCGCUGACUUCACCCCACUCCAGAACAGCGUCCUGGUGGCACUCUCUUCCCUUGGUGACACAGAUCGACUUACAGGAUCAUUAUCGUUGGCUGCAUGGAAAAUUUCCAUGAAGACAGAAGCUGCAAGGAAAUUUUUUCUACAGCUACUAGAAAACUAUGUGGCACUGUCUACUUAG
This is a messenger RNA of Jaculus jaculus (lesser Egyptian jerboa), 1011 nucleotides long. RefSeq names its product chromosome unknown C6orf58 homolog (gene CUNH6orf58). The transcript has 6 exons. The record is from RefSeq and is a predicted model, not a curated record. NCBI's taxonomy places the organism in Eukaryota, Metazoa, Chordata, Mammalia, Rodentia, Dipodidae. Bases 1 to 1011 code for a protein of 336 amino acids.